CACUCUCCCGACGCUGCUCGCAUCACAUCGGGUCACACCGACUCAAGGAACCGGGUGCAAGGCUUCUCUCUGUGAAGCACAUCAGCGGUGCCUCUCCUCCUCCUCCUUCUCCUCCUCUUCCUCCUCUGCUCCCCCGUAGCAGCAGCCAUGCCGGUGUGACUACUUCAAGUUUUUCCUCUACUACUGAGCAGAUUCCCCCCCCCAACUCUCCCCUCCCGCAGUGUUCAGCGGCAGCCGUCCUCCUGAAGACCCGUUAGUCGAGCUGGUCGCGUUAGGCGCAUCAUGGAAGUUAGUUCACCGUGAGACUCAACACUGGUGGCGCUGGCGAAGGCUUUUAUAAGGUUGCUGUUUGAAGCUCGCGGGCGAUUCGGUAGGAAAACCAAGUCGAAGGAGACUGAAAGUGUGCAGAAUUGUCCUCCAGGACCGAGUGGCAGAAGUAUCGACAGACGACAGCCGUUAUCCGCUCCUCUAUACAGGUGGAGAGAGAGACAGAGCGAGAGAAUUGGACCGGGCAUUCGAACCUGAACGGUAUUAGCUGAUUAGAAAUUUCCUUUCUGGACUGUUCGGCAUCUGCUGAGGUUGUUUGAGGCAACAAACCGUCUCCUACUUGGAACUGAAACCUCUCAUCGUGCCUGAAAAUACUUUUUUUCGGACGCCGGCUCGAGCACUUUUGCCCCUCUGCUUGCGCCCCGUGCUGCUGUUUGGCGCUCUGCUCGCGGGAGACGACUCGAGCCCCGACGCCGCGUGCGGACCACUGCCCCGGAGCGGAACGCGUGUACGACCCGAGAGCGCAACAUGUCUGGAGCGCGUGGGGCAGAUGCCGUCCACCUCACCUGCUUCUUCCGGACACCAAGCGGGGACCAUGCCGGCGGACAGAUGUGGCGCCUCACGUGGAUUGUAUUUGUUUCCCUGUUUAUUUACGGCACAUCAGCACAAGACGACGUCCCUCCCUACUUCAAGACAGAGCCGGUGCGCUCCCAGCUGCACCUGGAGCGCAACAGGCUGGUGCUCACCUGCAUGGCGGAGGGCAGCUGGCCCCUGGAGUUCAAGUGGAUCCACAACGGCACCGAGCUCACCCGCUUCUCACUGGAAUACAGGUGA
Messenger RNA from Gadus macrocephalus (Pacific cod), 1101 nucleotides. Its product is annotated as protein sidekick-2-like. The coding region runs from base 796 to 1101 and encodes 101 amino acids. NCBI's taxonomy places the organism in Eukaryota, Metazoa, Chordata, Actinopteri, Gadiformes, Gadidae. The transcript has 2 exons. The record is from RefSeq and is a predicted model, not a curated record.